This is a messenger RNA of Psylliodes chrysocephalus, 996 nucleotides long. The record is from the annotation of a GenBank genome assembly. Lineage: Eukaryota; Metazoa; Arthropoda; Insecta; Coleoptera; Chrysomelidae.
AUGUUAGUUUUGAGCAAACCUGACAUGAUGUCCGAAUCAAGUGACGUCCAAGCAUCCACAAACCUCGCGGAUAGGGACAAACCCCCUAGCAGAGUGAUGCUGGGCGAACAGGAGUUAAGUUCCUUCACAAUACAAGAAUGGCAGAACUGCUGGAGGCAGCAAGAUUCCUAUGUUAGCCUCCUUGAGAGGAAAACCAAUCUACAAGAAGGGGAACUGGCUGAUCUUCGACUACUUACGGAGAGGACCAAAGGGCAGCUCUUUGAAUCUCAGCAAAGGGAGAAAACACUGAUUCGCAAGCUGGCAGCCAAAGAUCAGGAGACUCAAGACUAUGUGUGUCAAUUGAACGAGUUGAAGAGUUCACAAGUCCCCACCACAUCCACCCUGAGAACAGUCCUGUUAGACCCGGCGGUGAACAGCAUCCUCCAUCAUCUCCAAUCCGAGCUACAAGCAACCCAUCUAAAGUUAGAAGACACCCAAAACGAAUUGUCGGCGUGGAAAUUCACCCCGGAUUCGAACACGGGCAAGCGGCUCAUGGCCAAAUGUCGCCUGCUGUAUCAAGAGAACGAGGAGCUUGGCAAAAUAACGAGUUCCGGUAGAAUAGCGAAAUUAGAGAGUGACUUGGCGUUGCAGAAAAGCUUCUCCGAAGAAGUGAGGCAGAGCCAAAACGAGUUGGACUCCUUCUUAGCGGACUUAGACGAGGACGUCGAGGGCAUGCAAAGCACCAUUCUGUUUUUGCAGCAGGAGCUUAAGAAAGCUAAAGAGACUAUUCAAGUGCUGCAAAAGGAGAACGGCGCUUUGAAGACUAGUAACGGUAGAGCGAAUGGUGACACUAGUGUGUGCGAACGAGAACAGACAGAUUCGGAAAACGAGGUAGAGAGGACACGUGGUGUGAAACGGAUUAGGAGAUCUUCGGUACUGAGUAUCGACUACAAUGAAGAUGACACUCUUGUUAUUAAUACAAACGGCGAUGCCACUAUAUCCUCUGAUCCUGAAUAG